AUGGCCUGUUUCAUCCAGCUACGCGAUACGGUGCCCUCCUGGAUCACCGACGUCAAUCAACUAUCCGCCCAUGUCCACACCAAGCGAGCCGAGUUCGCUACCGAAGCCGAGAAAUCGAAUGAUGCAUCGUCACCUCUCCGCCGAAAGAAAUCGAUCAGCAGCAGUCUAUCGUCUGUCCGCAGCCAACGAGGCGGCGUCAAGCCAACAGCGCAGGGCCUGAAGCGGUUCUUGUCGCGAGAGUCUUUGAAUCAGGACGAUGGCGUUAAGAAACAACGAAUAGUGGAAACCGAUCAAUCAGUGAAGAUUGCUGCUUCCGAAUCCAUCAUACCAGCGCCGUCAGUCAGACGAGGCAAGCCAGCACGGAUCAUUUCCUACGAUGGCCACACUCAAAAGGUCCUCGAGAAAAUGGUACGAGAUAUUUGGACCGCCAAGAGCAGCAUCCGGUCAUCCCGCAUCUCGUCGUCCAUGCGCACUGCUUUUGGGGGGCGAAUGAAAAUGCACAUCCCCGUCAAGAACUCAUACAACGAAAGCAGAAUCCCAGAAAUAACCGCAGACGCCAAAGCGGAUAUUGAAGUCGAUUUGGAUGCGGCCGCUGCAACAGAUAAUGAAGACGGAUUAGAAGAUCAAUUACAAUUACGCAUGUUGAUGAUGAAGCAACGAGCACGUCGGAAUCAGACUACUUUUACACCUCUACCACAAUCACGCUAUCAACAACCACAACCGCCUACGCGCUCGAAGGAGAGCCCGUAUGAUUUCAUUGAGGGUCAACUUGAGAAUGCACAGAAUCUGUGCGAAACAGCAGCAUACAAGUUCCUGCGCGAAGGCAACUGUCUUGACGAGUUGGACAGAAUCAAGCAGGCAUACGAACUGAUCCUCGAAGCCUCGACAACAAUGGCCGAACAGGAAGAAGAAAAAGUCAAAGCCGAACGUGAGCAACAAGAAGACGCCGUCACCAAAUCCGACGAUACAAUCGCAGUAGAUGAAUUGGAGACUUCCGUCGCCGCUGCUACCCCUGCUGUGGCUUUGACGUCCAAGGACUCUGGCGGAAAUGAUCCUGAAGAUAUCAACGCGGGUCUGCUUGAAGUUGAUGACCGGUCUGAUGCGUCCGAGGUCUCUAUUGAUAUAAGCGCCUUCCGUAUGACGCGGUAUGGUCAGCGGACUAUGGCUCCGUUCACAGUCAAUCGAACCAGAUAA
Molecule: messenger RNA, 1194 nt
Organism: Talaromyces amestolkiae
Lineage: Eukaryota; Fungi; Ascomycota; Eurotiomycetes; Eurotiales; Trichocomaceae
Exons: 1
Coding region: 1-1194 (397 amino acids)
Source: RefSeq, a predicted model, not a curated record